Molecule: messenger RNA, 8884 nt
Organism: Pangasianodon hypophthalmus (striped catfish)
Lineage: Eukaryota; Metazoa; Chordata; Actinopteri; Siluriformes; Pangasiidae
Product: nuclear factor 1 B-type
Exons: 13
Coding region: 582-2261 (559 amino acids)
Biological process (GO): regulation of transcription by RNA polymerase II
Cellular component (GO): nucleus
Molecular function (GO): RNA polymerase II cis-regulatory region sequence-specific DNA binding; DNA-binding transcription factor activity, RNA polymerase II-specific
Source: RefSeq, a predicted model, not a curated record
CUGUCACAACAAAAUCGAAUCUUUAUAGCGUUAUUACAAUAAACUGGGUUUAUAAUGUCGGAAUCCGCUCAUUUCGGUUUCUUGACUUGCUGCGCGUUCGUACGCAAACAGCGCGAGCGCGGCGGUGAGGCGGAAGUGAGCGGCGCAGGGCGCGGAGCGGCGCGCGGAGGGCCAACAGCGCCUCAGCCAAUCAGAGACGAGAACGCCGAUUCCAAGAGCUGCGAGCAGCAGCGACGACAGGCAGACAGAGAAAGUAAAGGCGCAGACGUGCCCAGUUCCAAAAACUCUGCCUCUUCUGGACCGCGUUCAACUCAACCACUAAAAACCUAUCCAAAAGUCUGACUCGCAGAGGAAGGAAGAUUAGAAAAAAAAAAAAAAAAUCUGAGGUGUUCGCUGACUUGAUUUUGCCGCCUGUCUGCCAAGAAUUCUCUUCCGGUGUGCAUUUUUGAGAGCACUGCAGCGUGAAAAGAAAGAAAGAAAGAAAAAACAUUCUAAAAAGUAGGCUACGUUUUUUUGAAUCUGAGACAUGUGAAGGUACCGGCUUGAGUUUCACACCGCCUCCUGGACACCCGUUUAAAUCCAUGCAAUACAGUGCAAUGGACGAGUUCCAUCCAUUUAUCGAGGCACUCCUUCCUCAUGUGCGCUCCAUCGCCUACACUUGGUUCAACCUGCAGGCCCGCAAGCGCAAGUACUUCAAGAAGCACGAGAAGCGCAUGUCCAAGGAUGAGGAGCGCGCCGUAAAGGACGAGCUGCUGAGCGAGAAACCCGAGAUCAAGCAGAAGUGGGCAUCACGCCUGCUGGCCAAGCUGCGCAAGGACAUCCGGCAGGAGUACCGUGAGGACUUUGUGCUCAGCGUGACAGGCAAGAAGCACCCGUGCUGCGUGCUUUCCAACCCUGACCAGAAGGGCAAAAUCCGACGCAUCGACUGUCUCCGCCAGGCGGAUAAAGUUUGGCGCCUGGACCUGGUGAUGGUGAUCCUGUUCAAAGGCAUCCCGCUGGAGAGCACGGAUGGAGAGCGCCUAGUCAAAUCGCCCCACUGCACCAAUCAGGCGCUCUGCGUCCAGCCGCACCACAUCACCGUGUCAGUGAAGGAGCUCGAUCUCUUUCUGGCCUACUAUGUCCAGGAUCAAGACUCGCAGCAGUCAGGAAGUCCCAGUAACAAUGAGCCUGGCAAGAACCCUCCAGUAUACUUGGAAGACAGUUUCAUCAAAUCAGGAGUGUUCAGCGUUUCAGAGCUGGUCAGAGUAUCCAGAACUCCUAUCACGCAGGGGGCAGGGGUGAACUUCACCAUGGCGGACAUGCCCAGCCAGCCAUAUUACCAUGACCUGAACUCAGUGAGCUUACACCGCUCACUCUCCUCCCCUCCUGGCAGUAAACGACCUAAGACUGUUCCAGAGGACAGCAUGGAGACGAGUCCCACAGGCCCAGACUUCUACUCUUCCCCUAGCUCACCAGUUAGCCGACCAUGGCAUGAGAGAGACCAAGCUGAGAUAUCCUCUCCCACUAUGAAGAAGGCGGAGAAACCGCUGUUUAGCCCCACCUCUCCACAAGACUCCUCCCCUCGCCUGACUACAUUUCCCCAGCAUCAUCACCCAAGCCUGACCAGCGUGGGUCACAGUGUGAUCUCCACGAGGAGUCCUCCCCCUCACUCCCCACUGCAGUUUUCAGCUCCUGCCAUCCUUCCUCCUGCUCCAUCACCCUAUUUCUCCCAUCCUACCAUCCGUUACCCUCCGCACCUCAACCCAGCCGACUCGCUCAAGAACUACGUUCAGCCUUACGAUCCGUCCAGCCCUCAGAGCAGCCAGCCGAACAGCAGUGGUCAGGUUGUGGGGAAGGUUCCAGGCCACUUCACCCCAGUGCUGACACCAUCUCCCCACCAUGGAGCAGUCAGACCCGUCUCUCUCUCCAUGCCUGACACCAAGCCAAUCACCACAUCCUCGGAGGGUUAUUCAGCCCCCGGCACCCCUACUGCUAACCGUUUUGUAGGACUGAGCCCUAGAGACCCAGCCUUCCUCCACCAGCAACAGCUGAGGAUUUGUGACUGGCCCGUGAAUCAAAACGUCAGGUCUUAUGGCUCAGAGGAGGCUUUGGGGAUUUCUUGGCAAAGGUCUAUAGAAACAGACAAGAGGAGAGAUUGUAAUGAGCAGGACCUACCAUACAGGUCCUGGUACCUGGGCGAGCUUAAUUCCAUUCCAAGUGUCGAACGGGACUCAGAUUCUGCCAACAAAUGUCCAGAAUUACAGCAUAAACAUCAUUGGUGAGCCCCUUCUUCAGGCGGAGACAAGCAACUGAGGGGUGUAAGCGGGGGGGCCAAGCCUUGACUCUGGAGUGACAGGUCCGUGGACAAACCAGCAAGCAGCACUUACACAAUCUCCACUGACUUUUGUCCCUCCCACUGAAGGACUUUGCCCUAGAACAGGAGAGUGGGUUUGGGUCAAAGCUGGCACGAGCCUCUCCAUGCCAGUCAGUCAUUGUGUGAGAAGGCCCCUCAACUGACAUACUGUGAUAUUUACCAUACAAAAAAAUUUAGAUGCCUUAAUGUUUUGCAUGACACGCUAGUCUCUUGUAGUGUUUUUUUUUUCCUCAUUCUUAUGUCACAAUUUCUAGGCUUGGUUUUUGAGCAGGUGUAGAAGGAGAGGCACACAAGGGCUGGCUGGCUGGACUUAAAAUUUUUUUUUUUUUUGGAAUGCAGGCUCCAAUUCUGACCUAUUAAAGAAGGCUCAACCCACAUCAUUACAUGUCCAUAGGAACAAAAUUCAGCAAUUCAGACUUUUUUGUUUGUUUGCCUUCUAAAUUUCAUUUUUUCCAUGAUGAAAAGGCACCUUUUGGUAUCUGUAAUCUUGUCAAUCUUGGAUUUGUAUUUCCUUUAGAGCUAAAGGUUAAUAUCUACUCUUAAGAGUUAAGAACUCUGAAUUUUUAUAGUGAAAAAAAAGACCUGUAUUACUAGGUUAGAAAACAACCCCAGUGAAUUUUCUUGAUGUAUCCUUUACAAAGGAUUUUCAAAAAAUGGAAAAAAGAAAAUAUCUCAUAUGAGGCAAGUGCAAUUCAAAUGAUUUUUUUUACUGAAGGGAAGCUAUCAUAGUCUGUCUGCCCUAGGACUCUAAAGGAAGGGGGAGUAACUGUUUUAAGUUCACUUUUAAAUGAGAAAAAAGUUAAUUGCAUCCUCAAAUAUGAACAUGGUGGAAAGUUGAGAGUGGAGAAGUGUGAUUGACAGUAAACGUUUACCUGAGCAGAACUGAACACGAACAAAACAGCACUUAUCUUGAGCCGUACCCAAGCACUCGGGUAGUUUUUUUUUUAAUUUAUUAUGUAAAAUGACAAACAGAAACUUAAAAAGGUGAAAAGACACAAACACACAGCGUGUAUAAAAUGGCUUAUGUUUUUAUGUAAUCCCUACCUAUCUAGUGUGCAUUUUCAUUUGGGCCAUUAGCUUAUAAAGCUACUGUUUACAUUGUGAUAUUACAAGAAACACGAGGAACGCAGGCUGGUGAAGUAAUUUAAGAGAAAAUGUGUGUGCGCGCAUGUGUGUGUGUGUAUGUGUGCGUGUUUGUUAUGUGUUAAAUCUGCACUCAGUUAAACACUAACCUGCAGGGCGAGGCUAGGUCUCAUGGUGCUUCGUUUAUGCCCAGUUUGGUGAAUCUCGAGAGCUGUAGUCCCAUAAAUCUCCAAUUGUUCACGGCAGUCCCAAUGCCAUCGCCUCUCCAAUCAGAUAUAUUUAUAUAACUAAUCUUUCCAAUAAUCUUAAUUUGCACGAAUAUAUAUAGUCCACAUUACGUGCCUUGCCUUUGAAUAUAGAAAACAUCACUACACUUGUUUUUGCUGCAUUUAUUACCGUUUUAGAAAAAAAUAACAUUUUUAUGAUAAGAAAUAUUUUGUACUCUGGAUGAAAUUGUGUCAUUGUUGAUUUUUAGCUUCAUUUACUACUUUAUCUCACAUUUACAGUGCAUAUCAAGGCUGUGUAUAGUUGCUGUUCUAAAGUUUAUAAUCAAACAGCAUUAUUUUUCAGUAUUUUGGUGUUUUUUUCAUCUUCCAGUCAUUAUUGGGGAGGGAGGGGUCCAGAAUUAUAAGAAUUAUGCAAUACCAAGUUUUGCCUAUGUAGGUAGUGCUUUUAGCUAUGUCGAUUAGAAGCUAGUACAGAGAUACAAAUAGUGUAAACAUUUAUUUUGUUGAUGUUGUCAUUGUUAAUGUUGUUGUUGAUGUUGUUGUUAUUUUCCUUUUUUUUUUUUUUUUUUUUUUUUAUUGACCAAAGUGGGAACUGCUUUCUAUGCAGUGUGUGACAAGGUCUUUUUUUUUUCCUUGAGUGUACUGAAAGAUGGAGAGGCGCAUGCAAGGAUAGUUUUGUUUCUUUUUCUCUGUGAGGGGAGUAAUUAUUAAUUAUUUUUUUCUACACUUUGUAGCAUGCAUCGUUUGGUCUAAUAUGGCUGCAAAGUCACUGGUCUGCCUACUGUGACUAACCGACUUUUUUUUUUUUUUUUAACUUCACACUGGGGUGCUAGCACGGCUCCUGGAAUUGGCUCAUUUCCAGAGGAGAGAAAGCUUGACUUGAGACUGACAAUCAACGUGGAAAUUUAGAGAAUUAGAGUUAGAACAAACACAUUUCCAUGUACAACAUUACAGUAUACACUGCUGAGCGGAAUCAAAUUCAUCCCCAGCUCAGAUUUUUCAUAUAAUGAGGACUAUGAAUGUUAUGCAACACUCUGCAUAUUGCCUGUUAACUCACUCUGUCCACACACAGCAUCUUUUAAAACACAUUUAACUGUCGGUACUGUAUCUUGAAAGCUGUGAAGACGAAUCUUCAGCAUUGGGUCUGCAUAUUAUCAGUAGCAAUAUGCAAGUACAAAAGUAGAUGCCUUAAAUUUUUAUGAAAAAAAGUGACUUGCUAUGAGAUGCAUCACAAUCACCACGUAUACUUGCGUGUUAAAACUUCUUACAAUCAGAAAAGAAAUCGUAUCCUUUGUAUUUUAUUGUUUCUUAUCUUGGAGUUAUUUCCAGGUUUAGCCUUAUGAGGAUGUCAGUCAGGUUCGGGGACACAGUAUGAACUCCUGAUCUGUUUUAUAUUCUACUUGUGAUAAACUAUGAACUUCAGAGGAAGGGCCUUAUGCAGUCUCCUUUUGGUCUGGAGGACCACUGCGACUUAAACGCUGAGCACUUAUACAGCAUAUAGGCAAUCAUCCACCUCCAGUGCCCUUUCAAAUGAACAAUUUCAUGAACUGUAAAACAGUAACUCAGGCAUAAUGCAUCACAGAGCAUUAUAUCAAUAUCAGUCAUUGGAUUUACUCUUUGUAUUGUACAAAGACAUUCAGCAUAUCUAUCAACAUUUCUGCUGUUUGUACUUGGUCCAUUUAAUGGCCGCUUUCUUCUACAGCAGACCUGAAAUCAUUAUAGAUCUUUGUGUAACCAUGUCCUCCAAAAAAAAAAAAAAAAAAAAAAAACUUUGUCUAGAUAGAAAAACUCAAGUCAAGCUCAAUCUUUCCUCCUUCACAAAUGUGCUUGUUCUUAUUGUGCAAAAAACUAAAAAAGUUUUAAAAAAUGAACAAAAUGAAGCUACCCCAUGUUAUGUGCACUGCUGUCAUGUUUUGUUUUUUUUGUUGUUGUUGUUUUUUCUUUAUUGGUAUUGGAUUUGAGAAAGUCGAAGUGCUUUGCAGCCAUUUGGCCGUUAGCCGUGCCACUGAAAGUGCAUUUCCCCCAGACUGAUGGCAGUGUCAGGGUCAGAGGAUUGGUGUCAUGCUUGUAGGCGUGUUAAAACAGUGAAGAUGGCUGGAGGUAUGGGUCACUGUGUUGGCCAUACAGACGGGAUUAGUCUCUGGUAGUCUUUAGGAGAUAAAAUGGCAGCUCUGUAAAAACAUGUUUGUCAGUGCGAGUGUGUGGCAGAGUGUGUGGGACGCUGACAAUACAAGAGACAAGCAAAUGAGCAUCUUUUUAUUCAACUGCCUGCCUUCUGGACAAAAGUUUGUACACUGUAAUUUUUUUUUACCCUUGCUUGGAAAGAGCAAACUUUUUAAAGAUAUAAAUGAAUUUGCUACCCCUUCUUUUUUAAAUUGUAAAAAUAAGCCACAACAAAAUAUCAUUUUGAAUCUGAAAUGAACUUUUUAAGACUUACAAAGUUGAAUUGUUGAAUUGUAACUGUAAAGUAAAAUGUUUUUUUUUUUUUUUUUUUUUUUUUUUCUUUGGUUGGUGUGAGACCUAGAGUUGUGAUGUGGAUAUGUGUCAUAAAAAAUAGGAAAAGAAUUGAUGAUUAAAUUCAUGUUGCGAAGGGUAACAUUUUGUUCUCUCAGAAUAAUUUUAAAAGGCACCUGAUUUCAGUUCGUCAUCAGUGAGUCCUAGCACUAGUCAUAGCAUUAGUCUCGUAGUCCGUAGUGGUUAAAUUUUGCUCUGCUAGCUGGGUGGUUUGUGUUGGUUCGAGUGUGUGCCAGAGUGUGUGUCUGGCUGACUCUGACUCCACACGGUAAGGAAAAAUGAGGGUCUUUCUAUUCAAAUGCCUGCCUUGUAGACAAAAGUUUGUACACUGUAUUUUUUUCUUUACCCUUAUUUGUAAAAAGCUAAAUUUAUAAACUUAAGGAAUUUGCUUAAUAUGAAUUUUUAUUGUAAAAAAUUAAAAUACAACAAACCUGUUUGGAAUCUGGACUCGAGGUACAACUCUAGCUGCCCAUACAAACCAGAAUGAGUUUUAUUUUGAUUUGUUGUACUUUGUUGUGGAGGUAAAUUCCUCUGUUGACGUGUAAAUGUUUAAAAGUAAAUGAUGAAGGUCAUUUGUUGUGCUUCAUGUAGAUUAACCUGGUGUGUUGUUUCUGUUAGCAUGGACCUCGACUGUGUGACUUGAUUAUGCGAUAACAGAAAUGGGAAAAAGGAAAUAACGAUUUUGCUGAUUCGGGCCAAAUGGGGAAAUCAUCGUCCCUUUAAAAAGGCACCUGAUUCAAGUCUGUUGUCAGUGAUUACCAGGGUAAUGUUAUUAGUGACAUAUUAUUCUGCUGUCUCCUGGAAAAGAAAAUUAAUUUACCCACAAUACAGUGGAUCAUUUGGUUUCGGAUGAGACCUUAUAACUUUUCUAAUGCUGACAUCUAAGCAUGUUCAUUUCACAGUAUUUACAUGUUCACUGUGGGCUGUGAUUGCCAUGUUAAGUAACGUUGAUCACCUUCAUCGUGUAGUUAGGAUAAGGUCAGUACUGGGAGAACCCUAACUCAAAAGAGCCUUUUGCGCAGCCACACAGAUAUCCGUUUAUGUCGUUAGCACAGAGGAGAGUUUGGCAAACAGCUGAGCAUUUGCACUUUCCGCAGUUCCCACUAGCCCUCUCAUUGGCGCGUUGUUGUUUGGUGUAUGGUUUGCGUGUAUCAUCAGAUUUCAAGCCUGAAUACUUCCAUCUAAUUUCACUGAUUGUGAUCGUGUCUCAGUGUCGCUCACCAUAGCACACAGUGUUAUGAGGCUUAUGAGAGGAGUUCUGGUCAAUUUCUACCUUUUUGUGUCUCAGUAGUGAUUUUUUAGGUUUGUUUUUCAUUCCUUUUCAAAGGGCUGAUUAUUGUUAAUUUUUUUAAUCAGUUUGUUGUCAAGAAGUUAGAUUUUCAUAGCAUUACAUGUAUUACAUUAUAUGAGACGAUGGCCUGGUUAAAGUUAAGUAUUACAUGUAGAGUUAGUUAUGAAAGCCAUGCUCAUGGACACUGAGAAGGCCACAAGUAUUUUCCUUAUGCAAGGAGGUGCUAGUGGCACUCACGCAAUAUCUUUAUUUAGUUCACCUGAAUAUGGAUUUACCACAGGGAAAGGCAGGAGAACCUUUCAGUCCAUUUCUUCAGUUCUGUUUUCCAAGGGCAUUUCCAAUGGCAUGAAUGAACAUCAGGUAGACAUAAACAGGAACAUAUUAAAAACCAGCAUAUUUUGAGAUGGUUACCAAAAAAAAAAAAAAUACAAAAAAAAUAUAUACAGUAUAUAUAUGUUAAGCAGUGCCUGUUCCAGCUUACAGUCUCAGUGGACUUCACAUUGUACAUAAAAACAACACUGAUUGAAAUUUCUUUGGGAAAAAAUAGAAAUGUAGAAAAAAAAACAGUCAAAACAGAAUGUGUGGGUUGCUUCUUCCUGUAUUUUUAUCUUAUUAUGUUUUAUUUUUUUCCCCCAGGUUUUAUGUGAUGUGUCCUUUUAAGUGUUUUUGUGCUCUGUUCAUUUUUGAAUAUUUUAGUCCUAUUGAAUGGAGUGCCCUGGUCUCUCGAUAUUUCUUUGAUGAGAUUAAAUAAAUAGUUGGGCAGUGUGUUUCUUUAGAUUGUCAAUGCUACACUUAGAACUACAGUAGAUGAAAAAAACGUCAGUUAAAAAAAAAAAAAGAUGCUUGCCAGCUCCACAGCAGGGUUGAUUUCUUUCAGGUCUUGUGGCACUUUUACACCCUUUUCAAAAUGGCAUUUUUUUGAGCCAUGCAUUUGUAACAUGACAUCAACAACACUAACAAAUGUUUUAAGGUUGUAUCAGCCUUUAGUGAAUGUAGUAACACCACAGAUGUAUGCAAAAGGCAAUGUAAAUUCCUGAAUGUACAUCAUAGAAGACUUUAAAGACUUGUUUUAUUCACCGUUCGGGAAAUGCAGGUAUCCUUCAAGAGACUGUACAGUGAAGGUCUUGUUUUUUUUUCAGCUGUUUUUACUUUUCUUCAUUUGGUUUGAUUUUUUUUUUUUUUCAGUUUUCACAGCUAAAUGGUAGGCAUUGCCUUUGAGCUAGCUGCAUUUGAUGUAGGGGAUAAAAUUGCCACAAGAUUAAAAAUGAGUGUAAAUAAUGCUUGACUUUUUUGUGAUUGUUACUGUUAUAUCCAGCCUAUACUGCUAGCAGCUGUUUUUACUGCAGUCAAUUACUGGAAGUGGAUAUAUUUCCUAUGCAAAACUGUUUAAACAAUAAAACGAGCUAUGCUACAAAA